Messenger RNA from Penicillium subrubescens, 648 nucleotides. RefSeq lists its product as uncharacterized. The record is from RefSeq and is a predicted model, not a curated record. The transcript has a single exon. Lineage: Eukaryota; Fungi; Ascomycota; Eurotiomycetes; Eurotiales; Aspergillaceae. Bases 1 to 648 code for a protein of 215 amino acids.
AUGGUAUACAUCUCUCUUCGCGCCGGCACGCCUGCCCUGUGCCUCCGCCGCCUCCGCAGCCUACAAUCAGCCCGAUUUACCCGCAUCACCGCACCAUCUCGCGCUCUUUCUAGCGCCCUGGCCAAGGACACUGGCAGAAAUAGCACCAGAAAAAGCAAUGCCCAAACUACACGCCCUUCUAUUCAAUUCCAAACCCUCACAAUCCAAAACCCACAACCACUCCUGACCAGAGCAUACUCAAGCACACCCCGCAAACCAACAGCAGACCUCCUAAUCGAAGAAAUCCAAGACCUCUACGAAAUCGCCAAAGACGAAUUCGAAAUAGCCACCGACAGCACAGACGGUGCAACAAUCUACGCCGCGUCGGACCGCGAAUCUGCGCGCGAUGCGUUGAACCAGCUCUGCGCCGCGUAUCAUUUGUACACGGCUCGGCCGGGCGAGGAUGUUGAUAGUGGUGUUAGAUUGGCUGGGAAUGAAGGAGAGGGAGAGAAUGGGUCCGGGGAGGAUAGAACUGUCGUUGAGACGAAUUUUAAUCCGGAGGAUGUUGGGAAAGACGUGCGUGAUGAGGUUAGGAGGAGGGUUGGGCAGCGGAUUAGAGAGUUGAGGAAUGCGGUUGAGGUUCUUGAGGAGAGGGCUCAUGCUGAGUAG